UGGAAGAAAGUAAAUGGCACACAAGAACUCAGAACAAAAGCCACAGCUGGGCAUUAUGAUGUUCUGGCUCAGCAUUGUGGGCUUUUUCUUCUAGAGCUGCUUUCUCAUGACAAUGCAGUUUCCACGUAGUAUGAUUUUUCUCAAAAUGAACCUGUAUUAGAAAUGAAAACCCUCUCAAGCAGAGAACUUAACAUUCAUGGCUAUCUGCAGUUUCACAGUAUUAUGUAAAUUAUUAUUCAUUGUAAUUUGUCCUUUGAUACACUUGACUGAGCACAUCCUAUUUAUUUUUACUGCGGUUUGAUUGAAUAAAUCUACAUUAUUUAAACAAAGUAGUUCAGGUGUCAGUGAAAACAUAUUUUCAGUUGCUGCUAUUAAAAAAAAAAAAAAAAGUGUGAAUUGCACUAGAGGAAACAAAACAAAACAUUUUUUUUUUCUGGUAAGGUUAUACCGCAGUCAGAAUCACUUCCUAACUUAUCUCUCUGAGUGCAGAACUAACUGUGUGUGCCUCGCAGAGCUGCGGCAGCGGCAGGAGAUGCUGAUGAGGAACCAGCUGAUGGCAGUAAACCCGCAGCUGAUGGGGCCGGGCCAGCAGAGGAUGCAGGCGAUCCCCGGCCAGUUUGAGCCGCGGCUGGUGGACAGAGAUCUGCUUCCUUCUACUGAAAUGAUGGCCUCAGCUGACCCCAGACAAAUGCACAUGGCAUCCCACCUGGCACCCCCAGUCCCACAGCACCCCAACAUGCCAAACCUGUUGUCCAACCGUGUCUACCCAGGCCCAGGAUACAGCUUUCUGCAACCAGAAUCCAUGGAAGCUGUGGCCAGAAGACAAGAGCUGGUUCAAAAGCAAAAUAUUGCCAGAAUGGAAAUGGAGAUGAGUGCUAUUUUUCAGCAAAAGGAAAUGGAGAAAGCCCAUCGGAAAGGACUUCUGGGCCUGGAAGCCCCUUUCCUUUACCACGGGAUGCCAGCGAGUCCCAUUGCUUUCCGGGGCAGGCACAGACUCCCUGAAGGGCACCUUGCCAACGACCUGUAUGUCCAUCGUGCCACCCUGGAUGAGAUCCAUGGCAACACGGUGCUCAUGGCGAGCAGCCCAUACCCACCAGUCAGCACCCUGCAGAGGGAGAGGGGGCGCCGCCCAGGGAGAAGAGCUGGAAACCACAAAACUGCCGAGGGCAGCGCCAACAGCACGAAGAGCCAGGCAGAUGACAAAUCCACCGACUCUGCCUCAGCUGCGGUGGAUGAUGAGAAAGAAGACAAGAAGGAAGUAGAGGUGGAGACGCCAAACAAACAUGAGCAGAGCAAAAACCAGACUGAGCCAGCAGUAGUUGCCAAGAACUGCAAAGAGUUUGAACAAGGCUUGAGAAAAAACUGUGCUACUCAUGAAAUUCCUACUGAAACCACCAGCUGCAGCAACACAAACGAGAAGGAAGCCAACAGCUCCUGUGCUGCUUUUGAUGACAAGUACCUGUACCCUUCUGCAAUCCCAUUCUCAGCGUUGCCAUAUGGAUUUCCAGUGCCCAACAACCCAUUGCUACCUUCAGGAGCUCAUGGCCUGAUCCUGAAUGGAGAAGACAUUUCUUCUGUUGAAGACAUUCGCAAGUGGACAGUUGAUGAUGUGCACAACUUCAUUGUCAGCCUCCCAGGCUGCUCAGAUUAUGCCCAGAUAUUUAAAGACCAUGCUAUUGAUGGAGAAACCCUUCCACUGCUAACAGAGGAACAUCUCCUGGAUACAAUGGGAUUAAAACUUGGACCAGCAUUAAAAAUCCGCUCUCAGGUGUCCCGACGUCUGGGUAAUGUGUUCUACAUGAUGAAUGUCCCUCUGCCCGUGUCCCUGCCUCCUGCUCCAGGGAAACCCUCGGAGCAGCCCUCUGACAUGGCCUCCCCUCUGCACUGCAACAGCAGCGGUGACACCCUGGACAGUCCCUGCUCCCAGGACCCAGAAACCUCCCAAGCAGUGGAACAGAUGGUUUCAGAAAGCAGGGAAAAUCCAUGUGACACAGCUGGAUCCCACACUGACUUCCAGAUGAUUGCUUUCCAGAAAAGUUGAGCUAAAUCCAGGACAUAACGUGUUUUUAAUAAUCCAGGAACUUCUAGUUACAAAGUGUUUGAGAAGAAGCUACAGCCUGAAACCACUGUAAGGCUAGGCCUGAAGGAAAUAAAUUGCCAAUGCAGUAUGAGGAAGUGUUGUACCUGAAAGGCAUUCAGGAAUGCAGCUACAGGUUAGUUCAAUUACUUUCAAGUGCAAUUCAUUGAAAAGAAUACCAGUAGAGUUAACAGGUAAAUUGAAUUUUUCAUUCAGUCCAGAGUGAUCACUGGAAGCUGCCAGAUACUCAGAGUGCACUGUGUGUCUUACAAUGUGUUCCAGUGGGCAGCUGAGAAACUGUAUGGAAAGGGCACGGCUUCCAAAGAUAGCUGACUUCUACUUCUGUUGAACAGAAUUUAUACAGAACAUUCAUAUGGAAUUCAUUGGGACAGUAUGGAACUGCCUACAGAAUAUGGAGAAAUAUACCCCAGACUCAGCAAUUUGAGUCAAUUCAUUGCUAUUCCAGAACUAAACCCUUCUAAGUGCCUGGCAAGGGUAUACAGUUUAUAAAGAGACACAGAUUGAACAUGAAAAUACCAUGUGUGGCAGCAAUUUUAAUUAUCCCAAGGCAUUCUUAUCACCAGGGCUGGAAUUUGCUUUUCGUGACUGCAAGAGUUAUGAAAAUGAGAUGAGUCACCAGCCUCUGCCACUAAGGCCAGUCACUGGGACAGUGACAUUCCCUGCAGGAAAGCCACCUUGUUCCUGCCAGCCUCUGCCAGAACACCCUUCCCAUCAA
Molecule: messenger RNA, 2813 nt
Organism: Taeniopygia guttata (zebra finch)
Lineage: Eukaryota; Metazoa; Chordata; Aves; Passeriformes; Estrildidae
Gene: SAMD7
Product: sterile alpha motif domain containing 7
Biological process (GO): negative regulation of DNA-templated transcription
Cellular component (GO): nucleus
Molecular function (GO): chromatin binding; histone binding
Source: RefSeq, a predicted model, not a curated record